This is a messenger RNA of Anguilla anguilla (European eel), 6649 nucleotides long. RefSeq names its product zinc finger CCCH-type containing 13 (gene zc3h13). The record is from RefSeq and is a predicted model, not a curated record. NCBI's taxonomy places the organism in Eukaryota, Metazoa, Chordata, Actinopteri, Anguilliformes, Anguillidae. Gene Ontology annotation, molecular function: metal ion binding. Bases 439 to 5661 code for a protein of 1740 amino acids. The transcript has 21 exons.
CCAUCUUUUCAAGUCUGAAAGCAUUGCUCACCAACUCACUAAAUAGUACAUAACUACUUGUUUCCUCUAUGUUUAUCUGAUUUUUUUUGAACGACACUGCUACAAUUUUAUUGUUAUGAUAAAUGGAUAAAAUACAGGCAACGGAAACAUCCACCAACGGUGGUUACGAUCUAACUAGGUAUAUUGCGCAUGUGUAAUGAGCCUCAUGGUGACUUCAACGUCUCUGCUAGGUGAAAUUGUGACCCCUCUGACACAAUAGUGAUAGCUAGCUAGCUAGCUAGCUGAUCUGUUGGGUUCGUGCUUUCGGAGUUGCAACCAUGAAGACUAGUUGGGGGCUCCCAACGACUGAAAUUAACUUGUAAUUUCAAGAAACAACUCAUUGGAAUCUCCGACUCUGGACGUGGCACCGAAUUAAUAUUUUGGUUGCAGCCCUACAGAAUGUCCAAGAUAAGGCGGAAGGUAACAGUGGAGAAUUCUAAGACCAUAUCUGACAGCAGCACCACCACCCCCCCCUCUCGCCGGCCAAGCGUGUUUGAGAGACUUGGACCCAGUACUGGAAGUAAUGCUGCCGAGACGCACUGUAGAAAUUGGUUAAAGACUGGGAACUGCAGUUACGGAAACACUUGUCGCUACACACAUGGAACGCAGCCACGAGGCAAAGGAUUCAGUGGAACAUACAGAAGGUCAUCAGAAAGGCCCACAGGCGAUCUCAGAGAGAGGAUGAAGAACAAGAGACAGGAUGUGGAAUCUGACGUCCAACAGAGAGACCUAGAAGAGCCCACGUCCCCUACAGCCAGGCAGCGAGAUUCCUCUCGAGGCCGUCACCGGGAGAAAGAGGACAUAAAGAUCACAAAAGAGCGAACUCCUGCUAGCGAGGAAGAGCAGGCAGAGUGGGACGCUACCCGUGAAGACUCGGAUAACGGAGACUACGACUACGAGCUGUCUCUGGAAAUGAAGAGGCAGAAGAUUCAGCGCGAGCUAAUGAAGCUGGAGCAAGAGAACAUGGAAAAAAGGGAGGAGAUUGUUAUUAAGAAAGAGGAGCCGGCCGGCAAGAACAGGGCCAGCAGCCUAACAAAGAUCUCUCCCGAGCCUGCCAGUUCUAAAGGAUCCCCUUCAUCCCGGAAGUCCAGCGGAUCACCCAAGAACAAAACCGGGAUCAAAUCUGCAGGAUCGGGCAAGAAGGAGAAGAAGGCGUCCGUCAUCUCCUCUCCAGCGUCGGAUCAGGCCAGGCCCUCCAAGACGACUCACAGCAAGAAGAAAGGCCCCCGUACCCCCAGCCCCCCUCCGCCCGUGCCGGCGGACAACCCCGUGGUGGGCAAGAAGCACAAGGGCAAGCACAAGAACAAGGAGAAGCUGGAGGAGAAGCCCAAGGAGGGCAAGGAGAGGGGGAGGGACACGGAGAAACACAAGGAGAAGAAGGAGAAGCGCAGGGACCGCUCGGAGAGCUCCCAUAAGCAGAAGAGGUCUGUGACCCCCGAGGAGCGUUCUGGCAGUGCCUCCUCCCCUUCCAGGGAGGUGUCACCCUCCCCCAGACUGGCACCCCCGAAACCCUCUGCCAUCACCUCUCCACCACCUAGGUCCCCGACGCCCCCCCGGCACCACCGCACCCCCACGCCCCCCCGGCACCACUCCCCCUCGUCCCGCUCGGGGUCGUCCACCCUGCGGCACUCCGCGUCCCCCCGGCGCCGACGCUCUGCCUCCCCGGCGUACUUGCGUGACCCCGCCUCCUCGCCCGCGCAGAGGCGCUCGCGGUCCCCCGCGGCGACGGCCCUCGCCGCCUCCCCGCCGGCCAACCGUAGGCCCAGCCCCUCCCGCCACCACUCCCAGGGCCGGGAGAGGGGCGGGGCCGAGAGGGAGAGGACCCCGCCCCUGCAGGAGCGGCGGCUGGAGCGCAGAGACGAGAGCCGCGGGAAGCGGGAGAAGGACUCCCGGGAGGAUCGGGAGUUCGAGGGCGAGCAGAGCGCGUCGCGGCAGUCCCGCGAUGACGGGGGGAGCAGGGAGGGGCGCGAGCGGAGGGAGGCGCGGGACCGGCGGGAUGGCCGGGACUCGCGGGAGCGCCGCGUGGAGCCGCGCUCCGGACGCGACUCGCUGGAGUACAGAGACCGCGAGCGCGACAGGGAGCGGGACCGCGACCGCGAACGGGCCGACGCCCACAGGAAGGAGGAGACCACGGCCCCGGAGGAGCGCAGCUACGGGAGAGGCCACGCCCGCGAGGAGGCCGCCCGCCCAGAAGGGAGGACCGAGGUGCGGCCGGAACCCAGGGCGGAGUCCAGGGUGGAGCCGCGCCCUGAGAGACCUGGCAGGGGGCGGGACCGCGGCACAGAGGCGGGCGAAAAGGGCGGGCGUGCCUCCAGAGGCUCCCAGUUCGACAGCGGCAGCGGCAGCAGCAGCGGAAACCUGCACGAGAACUGGGAGUCCCGCGGGAACUUCGCGGACAGGAGCGCGGAGAGAGGGGCCGACCGCGACCGCUACGACGGAGACCGGCGCGGCGAGCAGGCCCGAGACUCCUCCUACGACCGGAGAGGGGGGCACGCGGAGCGCGACCGCAGGGAGAACCGGGAGAGAGAAACGAGAGCGUCAUCUCCCGCCAGACACCAAGGCCGCGGUGAGGAUUCUGAGCGGGACCGCGAGGACCGGAGGGAGGACAGGAGAGAAGACCGCCCCCGCGAUAGAGACAGGGAGAGGGAAAGGGAGAGAGAGAGGGAGAGGGAGAGAGAGAAGGACAAGGAGCGGGAGAGGGAGAAAGAGCGGGAGACUGAGCGAGAACGCGUCCGAGAGAGGGACAGGGAGAGGGAGCGCGAGAGAGACCGCGAGAGGGAGAGAGAGAGGGAAAGGGAGGAGAGGGAGAGGGAGAGAGAGCGGGAGGAGAGAGAGAGGGAGCGCGAGGAACGGGAGAGAGAGAGGGAGCGGGAGAGGAAGGAGAGGGAACGAGAGAGGGAGCAGAGAGAGCGGGAGAGGCAGAGGGAAUGGGAGGAGCGAGAGAAAGGGAGGGAGGAGAGGAGGGAGCGGAGAGAGGAGCCGAGAGAGGAGCGGUCUUCGCUCAGAGAGUCCCACGAGGACCGGAAGACCAGCCGUAAGCGGCACCGUGUGGAGAGCCCCCCCAGCCCACGCCCGUCCCCCAAAAGGGCUCGAGAGGCCAGCCCGCCCGACAGCGAUGGCUACAACAGCAGCGAGGAGAAGAGAGGAGAGAAACACCGGCUCCUGAGUCAGGUGGUGCGCCCCCAGGAGCCCCUGCGCUCCCCGCCCGCCGCCCCCGGGGAGGAGAAGUCCAGCCGCUGGAAGGAGGAGGAGCGGCGGCCGGAGAAGAAGGAGGCGAGCAGGAGCCGGCACGAGGAGGCAGAGCCGCGUAGCGAGCGCGGCGCGGGCAGGGCGCCCGAGCGGCGCAGCGGGGAGCACGUCCCCGACGGCCCGUCCGCCGCCCCGCCCGCCGAGGCCCGGCGGGGCAAAGACCGGCAGGACUCCACCCCUCCGGCCCCGCCCGCCCCGCCCCCCGCGCAGGAGGACAAGGGAGCCCCGCCCCCGGCCGCCCACGAGGAGGGCAAGAAGAACAAGAAGUCCCAGAAGAAGGGGCUGAAGAAGAACCGCAGGGAGGAGGACGGGGCGGGGGCGGCCGAGAGGACCACCAACCCCGAGCCGCCCGCCCCCGCCGUCCUGCAGGCCCCGCCCCCUCUGCUGUCGCCCCGCAAGGCCACCAAGAAGAAGGCCCUGGAGAAGAAGCGCAAGCGCUCCCGGGGCGGGGACUCGGACGCCUCCGAGGACGAGCCGCACCACCAGCAGCCCAGCAAGCGCAAGCGCGGCCCCCGGACCCCGCCUUCGCUGCUGCCGCUCCCCCCCAGGGAGCAGUCCCCCCCCCAGAAACCCGGCGCCGCCGUGGAGCCGGCCCAGCCGCCGCCGCCGCCCGCCAAAGCGGACGCCGCCUUCAGCGACUGGUCGGACGAGGAGGUGCCCGCGGCGCCCGUGGAGAAGCCGCGGCCGGAGCCGCUCCGCAGGGGGCCCAAGGCGGGGGCCAAGGAGCCGGCCAUCGCCCCGCUGCUGCCGCAGGAGCCCCCGCCGCUCCCGCUGCAGCCGCUGCUCCCGCAGCACCUCCUGCGCAAGCCGCCCGCCGAGCAGAAGCGCAGCAGCAGCCUGGGGAGCAACCAGAGCCGCGCCUCCUCCCGCCGCCUCCGCUCGCCCUCCAGCGAGUCCGCGCACCGCGUCGCCCUCGACGACCAGCCCGGCGCCCGCCCCCGCAGGGGCCGCCUGCAGACCGCCGCCUCCCGCGACCGGGAGAGGGAGAGAGAGAGGGAGCGGGAGAGGGACCGGGACAGGGAGCGCGAGAGAGAGAGGGAGAGGGAGAGAGAGAGGGAGCGCGACAGGGAGAGGGAGAGGGCCGCUGCUGUGGAGCCCACGGAGAGGAGGUCCCGCAUCGACCAGCUGAAGAGGGGAGAGCCCAGCCGCAGCACCUCCUCCGACCGGCAGGACUCGCGCAGCCACAGCUCCCGCCGGAGCUCGCCGGAGUCGGAGCGGCAGGCCCGCUCCCGGGCGGGGUCCUACGACAGCCGCGAGCGCGACAAGGAGCGCGAGCGCGAGCGCAAGGACCUGCGGCCGCAGCCGCGCGACUGGGAGCGCCCGGAGCCCGAGGCGCGGGACUGGGCCGGGCGGGGCCGGGAGCCCCUCCCCCUGCUGCUCCGCGGCCGCGAGGCCCUGAGGGAGCGCGAGCUCCGCGAGCUCCGCAAGAGGGAGGCGGAGCUGGAGCGGGACAACCGCCACCUGUCGGAGAGCCUGCUGCUGCACGAGCGCGAGCGGCUGCUGCCGCUGGACCUGCCGCCGCACGCCGAGCUCAAGCCCCGCCCCGACCCCAAGGCCGAGCGCGCCGAGCCCGAGCCUCUCAUGGCGCCCCGCGAGCCCGCCCCCGCCGAGACGGACAGGCCCGCCGACGGCCUGCACGCCCUGGAGGAGCCGCGGGAGGCCGAGCGGCCGGACAGCGUGGACGAAGAGGAUGAUGGGAAGGUGGAGGACGCACAGUCGGCGGUGUCGGGAGGCGAGGAGUACGAGCCAAUCAGUGACGACGAGCUGGAUGAGAUCCUGGCUGACAGCGCGCAGAAGAAAGAGGACCAGCAGGAAGAGGAGAAGAUCCCAGGGCCCCUGGACGUGAUCGAUGUGGACUGGUCCAGCCUGAUGCCCAAGCAGAAGGCCGAGCCGCGGGAGGAGGGGGCGGCGCUGCUCCGGUUCACCCCGGGCGCCGUCCUCCUCAGGACGGGCGUGUCCCGCCGGCUGGCCGGGCCCCAGCUCCUCGCCCGGGUGAAGGAAGCGUGCCAGGGGGAGCUGCAGGAUCCCAAAGAUUUAGAGCAGCUGUUUGAGCACGACCUGGGUGCCUUGAACAUGGCCGCCCUGAAGAGGCGGGAGGAGAGGGCGGGGCUGCUGCGGAACCUGGGGCCCUGCUGCAAGGCCCUGUGUGCCCGCAGGGACCUGGCCAUCCGCCGCCAGCUGCUCAAGAACGACAAGGGGAGCACCAAGCACAUGUACACGGGUGCGCCGCUGGUGGACGCCGAGCUGCUGCAGCUGAGCGUGCGCCUCUUUAAGAAGAAGAUGAGCCCGUGCCAGCCUCAGGGCCAGGACAAGGCCGAGCCGGGCGUGGCGCUGCCCGAGCCCGUCGCGCUGCCCGAAGUGUGUGUGCCCUGAGAGCGCUUUAAAAAAACGGGCCACAGAUCCAGGAUCAGCUCACCCCGUCCCCGUUACUAACCCCAAUCAUUUCCUUCAAAACCUGAGACUGACGCAGGGUCAUUGUUUUGGGGGAAUGUAAUCUGUACAAAGCAUGACAUAUGCCAUAGAGACUGCCGGAUGUGCUAGCCUAUGGAGGAAAUGAGGUCCCGUCAAUUGAACUUGCUGAGAAAUGUUGACACAAAGCAGUGAGAUGCUGUAUACACGACUCUUUUGUUUUGUAUUAGAACAGCAUGGUUUUUUUUUUUAACUUGUCUUUUUAACAAUGUGCUGUACUGAAAUUCAAUUUUUUGUGCAUCAGUUAGUAAAAAUAAGCCUUACAAUUGGUCACUCUUUGAGUGAGGUUUGUUCCUGAUUUUAACUUUCAAAUUCAGAUGUCAGAGUUCUGUAAAAACAACAAAUCCUCUCACGUUUACCUCCACAGGCUGAGGACGAAAACUUUUUUGAUAAUAUUUUAUAGAUAAAUUAUUUAUAAAUGACUAAAAAUAUUUUUUUAUUCUAAAUUUAAAAACUGGUAAUGACAUUGCUUUUUAUAGAAGUUGAGGUUACAUUUUGAGCAGUUAUGGCUAAAAUUUUCUUAGGCCCUUUAUCUCAUGAACUGCUCUUUUGAAUAUUAAAAAAAAAAUCUAAAACAUUUUGAACCAGUUUGAAACAGGUGUGCCAAAACAGUAUGUCUCUCAACUGCUUAUAGUACUACUUUUGUAUUGCAUGCACAAUAGAUGUGCAGUUCAUUUGACAGUUUGUCAAAAACUAUUUUUCAGAUCAACCUUUGUAUUAGAAGAAAAACAGAAAGUUUAAUUAUUAAUUCCAGCAUCUCAUAGAAGUUCCUUGGCUAUGUUUGAAAAAUAACAUCUGCCUCGUACUUAAAACAUUGCCCUUGUUCAUACCCAGUAUUUCACUAAAUUUAGAAUGUUACAUGUUUGAAGACUUUUUUUUUAAGGAAAUUUUU